AUGCAAAAUAUAAAAAAUGGAAAUUAGUAACAAGUUUAAUAACAAUAGGUAAAUAAGUAACAAAAAUAGUAAUAGUAGUAGUAAUAAUAGUAGCAGUAGCUAUAGCAGUUAUUGUAGAAAUAAUAGCUUAAAUAAUUGACUGAAAGUUCAUCAGAUGAGAAAGAGUCAUAAACUUCAUAAAAGUAGUAAUAAAACCAGAAGUUAUUGUCAUCUUAGAUGCAAUAAAAGAGAGCUAAGGAAAAGAAAAAACUAGCAGAAUAAGCAAGAAUACUUAAGGAAAUUGAAGAAGAAAAAGAGUAAUAAAAGAAGCUUGAAUUAGAAGCUGAGUUAUAAAAGUAAAACUAAUUGAAAUUGUAAUAGUAUUAGUAAGAACAAGAGAGACUUAAAUAAGAGUAACUCGAGCUUGAACUCUCUAGAUAAGCACUUAAAAAUAAAAUAUUGGAUGCUAAAAGUAUUAAUAAGAAAGGUGGCAGAAAAAUUAAGACUAAUUUGGCACCAUCUCUAACUAAAUAAUAGCCAAUUUAGAUGAGUGCAAAAGAAAAUGUACAAUAAUAAUAGUAAGCUAAAAAUUAAUCUAAUCAACCAAAAAGUAAUGAAAGUUAGCAAGAAAAAUCAUAGCCGAGCACUUCUUUUGCAUAAUAAAUAUUGAAGAAGUUGAAUUUUAAAAAGUAAAAAUAAGUUUUUGAAGAAGAUCAGUAUUUUGAUAAAAAGGAAGAAGAAAGACUCAAAUAAUUUAAAUAGAAUAAAGAGGAUGACGAUGAAGGAGAUUACAACUCAUAUUAACCGAACGAUCCUUUAGAAAAUGAACCACCUUACAUCCCUCCUGAUCCUUAAGCUGCAUCCGAUCAUCUUGAUCUAUGUGAAGGAAAUUAGAUCUUAAAGUAGAGAGAAAAGGAUAAAAUAUUUUAGAAUAGCUACAAAGCAAACUACCAAGAUUAUUUAGAUUAGAGACAUAUUUUAGAUAGUGAUGUUGAUGUGCCUGAAAUACCUGGCUUAAUUCCUCCUUCUUAUAAAACAUAUGCCUAAAAGAGAAGAGAGUUUUUACUAAAAGAAAACUCUACUUAAGAGAAAAAGGAACUUAAAAAAUAUUAAAAGAUAUUGUUAUGGGUCUCUAUUAUAGUAUUUAUAUUUACUCUAUGGUGGAAUAUGGGAGAUGAUGUUCCUGAAGUCCCUGUAACUCCGAUUGAACCUAUAGAAAAUGAUGAUUUUAUUAGUGAUAAUUUAAAUUUAUUUGAUUGA
This is a messenger RNA of Tetrahymena thermophila SB210, 1239 nucleotides long. RefSeq names its product transmembrane protein, putative. Lineage: Eukaryota; Ciliophora; Oligohymenophorea; Hymenostomatida; Tetrahymenidae. The transcript is spliced from 2 exons. The record is from RefSeq and is a predicted model, not a curated record.